Gossypium raimondii (Peruvian cotton) is the source of this 1041-nucleotide messenger RNA. RefSeq names its product aquaporin NIP2-1. Gene Ontology annotation, cellular component: membrane. Lineage: Eukaryota; Viridiplantae; Streptophyta; Magnoliopsida; Malvales; Malvaceae. Gene Ontology annotation, biological process: transmembrane transport. Gene Ontology annotation, molecular function: channel activity. The record is from RefSeq and is a predicted model, not a curated record. The transcript has 5 exons. The coding region runs from base 62 to 868 and encodes 268 amino acids.
AAGUUGGUUUCUGUCUUUCAACUUCUGAGCUUCUUUCUUUCUUUCUUUCAGUCGUUCAACAAUGGCUACAACUGAGGUUUCCCCAAUGGAUCAAAAUCCCACACCUCCGAAACAGCCAUCAUUUCAACAACACUACCCUCCUGAUUUUCCAAGAAAGGUGUUUGCAGAGACGAUAGCAACCUACUUGCUGGUUUUUGUCACAUGUGGAUCAGCUGCCAUUUGUUCGGUUGAUGAACACAAAAUCUCAAGGUUAGGAGCUUCAGUUGCAGGUGGACUUAUUGUGACUGUAAUGAUCUAUGCAGUUGGUCAUGUUUCUGGUGCACAUAUGAACCCUGCUGUUACCCUCGCUUUUGCAGCUGUCAGACAUUUUCCAUGGAAACAGGUCCCAUUUUAUGGUGCAGCUCAACUAACAGGAGCAAUCUCUGCAUCAUUCACACUCCGUGUAUUAUUGCAUCCAAUAAAACAUGCCGGCACCACAUCACCAUCAGGCUCAGAUUUGCAAGCUCUAAUCAUGGAAAUAGUUGUUACCUUUUCAAUGAUGUUUAUCACCUCAGCUGUGGCCACUGAUACUAAAGCUAUAGGAGAGCUAGCAGGCAUAGCUGUUGGGUCUGCUGUUUGCAUAACUUCAAUCUUGGCUGGACCAAUAUCAGGUGGAUCAAUGAACCCAGCAAGGAGCAUAGGGCCAGCAAUAGCCAGUGGUGAGUACAAGGGAAUAUGGGUGUACGUGGUAGGACCAGUAACGGGGACAUUGAUGGGGGCGUGGUCUUACAAUCUCAUCCGGAUGACAGACAAGCCUCACCAUGCAAUCUCUCCACGUUCCUCCUCCUUCAAACUUCGGCGAAUGAAUAACCAAGAUGGAGAGGUAUAAGGCAAACUUGAGUGUAUUCAGUAUUGAUUCAUAUCCAUUCAUCCUCAAGAGCCAAUAAUAUUCCUCACUACCCUUUUUUUCAUUUUACCCUCAAACUUAGAUCAUAUAUAAACUUUGUAAAUUUGUUAUCAUAUGAAUAAUGUAAAAUAAUAAUAAUUUUAGUCUUUCAUUUA